Messenger RNA from Lasiosphaeria miniovina, 2379 nucleotides. RefSeq lists its product as uncharacterized. The coding region runs from base 1 to 2379 and encodes 792 amino acids. Gene Ontology annotation, cellular component: histone acetyltransferase complex; nucleus. The transcript is spliced from 3 exons. Gene Ontology annotation, biological process: regulation of DNA-templated transcription. The record is from RefSeq and is a predicted model, not a curated record. NCBI's taxonomy places the organism in Eukaryota, Fungi, Ascomycota, Sordariomycetes, Sordariales, Lasiosphaeriaceae. Gene Ontology annotation, molecular function: histone acetyltransferase activity.
AUGAAGACGGCCAAGCCCCCAGCAGCUGACGGCGCGCCGAGCUUGAGUCGCAGAGCCCAGCCGGUGCGCCAGACGCGAAUCAACCCACCGCGCACCUCGUCGCUCAAUCGCGGCAACUCGUUCCAGAGCGGCCCCGCGCAGGAACAACCUAUCGAUAUCUUCCCAGCCGUUACGCACUUCACAGACGCAAUUUCCGCCCUCCCCAAAGAACUCGUCCGGCAUUUUACGCUACUGAAAGAGGUCGACGCCAAGAUCUUUGCCCCCGAGGCGGCCCUCUUCCAGCUCCUCGACGCUGCCCUCAAAGCUCCCGCCCCCGACGCUGCCCGGUCUCUCAAUGACGCAUCCAGCAGUGUCGCGCCUGGGUCGACGCCCAUGAGUGCACAGAAUAGUAGUUUUGGAGCUGCCGUGACUACUAACACACACACCGCUCCGUCCCACGACGGCUCCACCAGCGCCGCCGCCUUUGAUGACAGCAACAUGCCCCGUCGCCAGCUGUUCAGGCAGACGGCGUACAAAAUACAAGAGAUGCUGGUCUCUCUGGAGGAGAAGAACCAUGUCAUAUCUACGGCCAACGACGCCAUGCACAAGCAACUGGGGCGAAUCGAAGAAAUCUGGCCUCACCUCGAAUCCGAAUUCAGCGAAGAGGCUAAAUGGGGCAGCACUACACAUUGGGCAUACGCAGAAAACAGGCAGGCGAAGACGAACAACGCGCAGGCUGAAAAGUCCAGACGCGAAGGUGCGGCAACUCUCUCGGCCGCAGCCCAGCAACUGGCCGAGGAGGCUGCCGCGCGCAGCAGCGACCGAAAGCAGGCAUUGGCCGCGAAAAAAAACUCCAAAAACAACGCUGCAGAUGCCGAAGCAGAGAACAAGCCUCAGGAGUCGGGCAAAAAGUCUCAAGGGAGCAGCAAGUCGCGCAAGCCCCCCCCCGCCGAGCCAGUAGCGCCUGUUGGUCUCGGGAUCGCGCCUGUUCCCCCCAGCGCCGCUCCGGCUCCAUCCAAAAGACGCAAGGUUGAGAGCGCCAAGGCCAAUGGAGGAGCUCCAAUGGAGCGCGCUAUGAGCACCGUCUUUGGUAGUAACACGUCGAAGCCGAAGACGACAAGCCCUCGAGAAACGCCGGCCCCGGAGACUGCCGGCAAGAAGCGAAAGGCGCUUCCAACGUCGGGAAGCCAGGCAAAGAAGAGCAAGACGAACGCGGCCAUGUCUCCCUCCGUGGUAUCCUCGCCUCUCGUUGGGACCUUUCCGGAGAGCGCAAAGAUCGCCCGGAAUUCACCAGUACCGCCACCUCAGAUCCCGGCGGCACCCGCUCGUCCUGCCUCAUCACGAGCUCGCCAGAGUUCAACUCAGUCUAACAAUGUAGUCGAGAACGCUCGGCAGCGACCUGCGUCUGCUGCCUCAAACAAACCAAACGGGGCCCUCUCAGGAACUCACGAUGUGGUUGCCCAGAGUAAUGGCGCCACAAAAACAAAUACGGACCCAAAAUCGCCGAAGGAGGCCGUCUCUACUGCUCCCUCCACCAAGAUCGAGCCCGUCGAGAAGCCCAAGAUUGAAGUUCCCCCUCCACCUCCACCACUAGAACCUGUACCGAAUGGUGGCAAGGAGGCCAGUACGGCGAAGGCCGUCGAGGAGCGAGAACUAAAGAAGGAGACGACCACGCCGGUAAUACCCCCUCCGGCACCAACAGCAACCGUGAAGACGAAGAGUGGGCGGGCCAGCAAGCCGUCGACGCCUGCGCUUGCAACUUUUGCAGAGGCGGCUUCGGCAGCCAGGUCUCGUCCGUCUCGGAAUAACGCAGUAGAGGGGAACGGUGGCAGCACCACGGCAACGAUGACUGCUGUCCCUACAAAGCGAAGUCACAAAAAAGGAGCUUCGUCCGUGUCUGCUGUGGCUGCUGCGGCUGCUAUGGCAGCUCAACAGCAGGUGGCGGCGGCGGCGGCGGCUCCGGUGACGUCUGUGACUCCGGUGCCGAUCCCGGCUGCAGCCGUGCAAGACGUCGCCAGCAACAACGGCGCCGGUAAUAAUAACACCAGCAGCAUCAUCAACAACAAGAGUCACAAUACUAGCAGCAAUGCCGUUGGCGGCCCCGGCGCCAACGCCAGCACCAACCCUUACACAAACGUAAACAGCAACACCAACAGCAAUAACCAUAACAAGAGCGCCACCGGCGCACAGGACGACGAUGACGACGCCGACGUAGACGAGCUCCGCUACUGCUACUGCAACGGCGUCAGCUAUGGCGAGAUGGUGGCCUGCGACGGCGAAGGGUGUCCGCGCGAGUGGUUCCAUCUUGAGUGCGUGGGGUUGAAGGUGGCGCCCAAACUCAAUGCGAAAUGGUACUGUGAAGACUGCAAACGAAACCUGCGAGGGUCGGAACGCAGGUGA